Spodoptera littoralis (African cotton leafworm) is the source of this 450-nucleotide messenger RNA. The record is from the annotation of a GenBank genome assembly. NCBI's taxonomy places the organism in Eukaryota, Metazoa, Arthropoda, Insecta, Lepidoptera, Noctuidae.
AUGUUCGCCAAAAACGGUAUUAAUUUUCUUAUUCGCAAUGCGACUGUUAUGAAAACAACUCCGGCUAUUAGAUCUUUUUCUGUUACGGCGGUAAAAGGUGAUAUAGUCAAAAUUCAAAGUACUGAUGAUUUCAAAGACAAAGUCAUCAACAGCAAAGUCCCAGUCGUAGUUGAUUUCUUUGCUACAUGGUGCAAUCCCUGUCGCUUAUUGACUCCUAGACUGGAAUCAAUCAUUUCCGAAAGCAAGGGAAAAGUGGUACUAGCUAAAGUUGACAUUGAUGAACAGGCAGACCUAGCUUUAGACUAUGACGUAAGCUCUGUACCUGUCUUAGUGGCUAUAAAGAAUGGAAAAGUAUUAAAUCGCCUUGUUGGCCUGCAAGAUACUGACAAGCUACGCAAAUGGAUAGAAGACUUCACUUCUGAUGAGAGCCAACAAAAAGUUAAUGUCUAA